AUGGCAUCGGCGUACAGCGCGUACCAUGGCGCCGCCAGCGCCUCCCAGUUCACCAUCACGGCUUUGGGCCGCUGGUCCAGCAUCUCCAAGCAGCUGCCGCCGGCGGACAAGAUCAAGGCUUUGCACGUCUACGACUUUGACAACACCCUGUUCAAGACGCCGCUGCCCAAUCCCGCCAUCUGGAACGGCCAGACCCUAGGGACCCUCGCCAGCCAAGACGUCUUUGUCAACGGCGGAUGGUGGCACGACAACAAGAUCCUCGCCGCGACCGGCCAAGGCCUAGACAUAGAAGAGCCGCGCGCGUGGCAGGGAUGGUGGAAUGAGACCGUCGUGGACCUCGUCAAGCUCACCAUCAAGCAGCCCGAUGCCCUGUGCGUCCUGCUGACGGGCCGCUCCGAGAGUGGCUUCGCCGAGCUCGUCAAGAGAAUGGUGGCGGCCAAGGGCCUCGACUUUGACAUUGUCGGCCUGAAGCCGCAGGUCAGCCCCACGAACCAAAAGUUUCAGAGCACCAUGCAUUUCAAGCAGCUGUUUCUCAAUGCCCUCAUGGAGACGUACAAGCAGGCGAGCGUCAUCAAGGUCUACGAGGACCGCCCAAAGCAUACCAAGGGCUUCCGCGAAUUCUUCGCCGAGUUCAACAGGCGCCAGGGCUAUGCGCGCACGCGUGGUGAGAUCGAUGCCGAGGUGAUCCAGGUCGCUGACCAGUCGACGACGUUGGACCCCGUGGUGGAGGUGGCCGAGGUGCAAAACAUGAUCAACCUGCACAACCAAGCCCUGGCCAAGAAGCCGAAUGACUUGCGGCACAAGCGCCUGCGCAUCAAGAAGACCGUCUUCUUCACGAGCUACAUGAUCAAUCCCGACGAUGCCAAGAAACUUGAGGAGCUCGUUCAGUACCCUCCGGGCGUCCAGGACCUGAGGCAUCUUGGGAAUAGCAUCCUCAUUUGCCCUCGCCCGUGUCCCGCGAGCAUCCUCGAAAAGGUCGGCGGCAUGGGCAGCAAGAUGCUGUGGGAGGUGACGGGGACUGCGUGUCUCGACAACAACCUGUGGGCCGCCCGGGUCCGUCCGGUCCCAGCUACCGCAGUCUAUCACACGGACAACCCCGUGCCGCUCGUUGUCCUGGCACUCAGGAAAGGUGCGAGGCCGGUGGAUGCUGGGCGGAUCACGAAGUGGGAUCCUAUUCCUGCAAACAGCUCGUUCGUCUUUGAGAGUACAGUUGGAGAGAAGAUCAUCCUGCGAGUCGAACGCGAGGAUCCCAAGGAGGAUGAGUACGAAAGCCUGUUUGCCAACAAGGCUUCGAAACGCAAGCAUGCUGGCGAUGAUGACUGGACUCCGCGGCACACGCACGGCCAAUACGGCGGCCGAAACGAGUCGAGAGGCUACCACACGGGUCGGGGAGGCGGCCGCGGUAGAGGCGGCGCCCCAAACCGUGGCCACCGAAACAACCCGAGAGGGGGCGGCAGAGGUGGACGCGGUCGAGGCGGCGGCUUCCACAACUACCGGUCACUCGACGACGUCGAACCUAAGAACGAUCAAGGCGGUUAUGGUCCUCAGGUUGAUUAUGACGAUUCCUACCCACCGCUGAGCAACGUUCCGACGGGACCGCGCGGCUACGUCGCCGCGCAGCAGGCCGCCGCCUCGGGCGGACAGGCCGGGAAUGCCGCCGACCUGCAGACUUACUACUAG
This is a messenger RNA of Purpureocillium lilacinum, 1680 nucleotides long. RefSeq lists its product as uncharacterized. Gene Ontology annotation, molecular function: RNA binding; rRNA methyltransferase activity; histone H2AQ104 methyltransferase activity. Gene Ontology annotation, biological process: rRNA methylation; box C/D sno(s)RNA 3'-end processing. Gene Ontology annotation, cellular component: box C/D methylation guide snoRNP complex; small-subunit processome. Lineage: Eukaryota; Fungi; Ascomycota; Sordariomycetes; Hypocreales; Ophiocordycipitaceae. The record is from RefSeq and is a predicted model, not a curated record.